Uloborus diversus is the source of this 3862-nucleotide messenger RNA. It is a transcript of the gene Miro, whose product is annotated as mitochondrial Rho GTPase 1-like. NCBI's taxonomy places the organism in Eukaryota, Metazoa, Arthropoda, Arachnida, Araneae, Uloboridae. Gene Ontology annotation, cellular component: mitochondrial outer membrane. The record is from RefSeq and is a predicted model, not a curated record. The transcript has 23 exons. The coding region runs from base 299 to 2293 and encodes 664 amino acids. Gene Ontology annotation, molecular function: GTP binding; calcium ion binding; GTPase activity. Gene Ontology annotation, biological process: small GTPase-mediated signal transduction; regulation of mitochondrion organization; mitochondrion organization.
AAUGUGGCGAUGGCCGGGUAGUGUGAACUGUUUACACGGAAUGAUAUGUGUUUUAUUGGUACUAUUUUAUUUGAAAUGAAUGUGUGUAUUCCUAAAAGGAAUGUAUUUUCGUAAACUCCGACUGUAUUCCUUUUGUUAUUAUUUGUUUUGUGUUGUGAAAAAUGAUUGACCUGGAGCACAGAAUGAAAUUAUAUCAUUCGUGUUUUGCAUUUCUCUUUAACACUGUAGUAAUACAAUUGUUAUAAAAAUUCUCCGAUAAGAAAAAAAAUUCAAAAUAUUCAAAGAUUAGAGCGUUACUAUGGGCCCUAAAAACGGGAAGAAAGAUGUACGAAUUCUAUUAGUUGGUGAACCGGGUGUUGGUAAAACAUCAUUAAUAUUGUCUUUGGUGAGUGAAGAAUUUCCCGAAGAUGUACCACCAAGAGCUGAGGAGAUCACCAUUCCAGCUGAUGUCACUCCAGAAAAAGUACCUACAAAUAUAGUUGACUAUUCAGCUCAAGAGCAAAAUGAAGAUUCUCUAGUUGUAGAGCUGCAUAAGGCCAAUGUCAUAUGCAUUGUGUAUGCUGUAGAUGAUGAUGACACUAUAGACAAAAUUACAUCAUACUGGUUGCCCUUCAUACAAGAACAACUGGGUGAAAAUCAUCAAAUUCCUGUUGUGCUUGUAGGAAACAAAGUAGAUCUUGUUGAAUAUAGUUCAUUAGAGAUUAUCCUACCAAUUAUGAAUGCAUAUGCAGAAAUAGAAUCAUGUGUUGAAUGCUCUGCAAAAACAUUGAAAAAUAUUUCAGAACUUUUUUAUUAUGCUCAAAAGGCAGUACUUCAUCCCACCACCCCUUUAUAUGUUACUGAAACAAGAGAUCUGACUGAAAAAUGUAAAAAAGCUCUCACAAGGAUAUUCAAGAUCUGUGAUUAUGAUAAUGAUGAAAUUUUAAGCGAUUAUGAAUUAAAUCAAUUUCAGCGGAGAUGUUUCAAUACUCCUUUACAACCUCAUGCUCUUGAAGAUGUAAAAAACCUGGUGCGAAAAAAUGUUGAUGAUGGUAUAAGAAAUGAUGGCUUAACUCUAAAAGGGUUUCUCUUUCUUCAUGUUUUAUUUAUUCAAAGAGGAAGACAUGAAACUACUUGGGCUGUUCUACGAAAGUUUGGUUACGAUGAUAACAUGCAAUUAAAUAAGGAUUACCUUUGUCCUAGGUUAGUUGUUCCUCCUGGUUGUACAACAGAGCUGAGCCAUCAAGGAUAUCACUUUCUUACCACAUUAUUCGAAAAAUAUGAUCAGGAUAAAGAUGGAUGCUUAUCUCCAUCUGAAGUUUCUGAUCUAUUUAGUACCUGUCCAGUUAUUGCUUGGGGUCCUGAAAUUGUCAACGUUGUACCUACCAACGAGAAUGGAUGGAUAACUUUGCAAGGAUACUUAGCUGAAUGGACGUUAAUAGCUGCCUUAGAUGUGAAUCGUUUGAUGGAGUUCCUAGCUUAUUUAGGCUACAUAUCUUCCUCAGAUGAAAAUCAACUGUCUGCAAUUAUUGUUACAAGAGAGAAAAAAUUAGAUUUACAAAAACGCCAAACUAGUCGAAAUGUAUUUCACUGCCAAGUGAUAGGACCACAAGGUGCGGGUAAGACUUCAUUUAUGCAAGGCUUCAUUGGGAAAAACUUACAGCAGCAGGCUUCUAUUAAUAAAGCUCAACUGACGCAUUACACAGUUAAUUCAUUACAAGUUUAUGGACAAGAAAAAUAUGUAUUGUUACAUGAAGUGGACAUAUUUGGUAUGAACGACACGUUAACACCUCCAGAAUUGUAUUGUGACGUAGUUUGUCUCAUGUACGAUGCAAGUCAUUCCCACUCAUUUGAGUACAUUGCAAGAUUAUUUCUGAAAUAUUUUAGUGACAGUAAGGUGCCUGUGCUAUUUAUUGCUUCAAAAGCAGAUCUGCCGGUUUCUAUUCAAGAUUAUGCUCUUCAGCCGAUGCAGUUUUGUGACAAGCACAAGUUACCCCCACUUCAGCCAUUCACGGCUUAUGGAGUGGUGCGAAAGGACGCUUACGUGAAACUCGCAACAAUGGCUGCUUAUCCUGUCUACAAACCUGCUUGGAAGCUUCUUUGUCAGUCCAGGCAUUUACCAUUAGCUCAGGACUCGACUGUUUGGGUCAAAGCUGGUCUUGGCAUGGCUGCUGUAGCGUUAGUCAGUCUCUUUCUUGUCAAAAUCAUCAAGGCCGCAUCUGAAAAUAGAUUUGAUAUGAGUGUAUUUAACAUUUCUCCCCCUCGAUGUAAGAACUUUAUGAUAUUGCGAGGUAGCAGUGUACAUAAACAAUAAAAGAUUAUAUUUUGAUUCUAUGGUAUUCUAUCGGGAGGAGAAAUAGGUCGGAUACUUCCAGUACUUUCUUCUACGAACUUGAUGCUAUUGGAUAGAAAAGUAAAAGCCGUCGAAUCGCAUUAUUUCAUCCCCUUUGUCUGGCAUUUUGUGGGAGCUUAGAAAUAUACCAACUCUGAAUGGAUUUCAUUUGUAUAAAUUUUAUUGCAAAUAAUGUAUCAUGACUGAUGAUGCCUUAAAUCAAUUUUUUAAACUCUAUGGUUUGAAUCAAAUUCAUUUUAUGAACAAAAUUCAUUUAAAUAGAUCUUACUCAUCUAUGAUCAAAUUCCUUUUCUAAAUGAUUUUUGAUAUAAAUUUAGAUGUACAUUCUAAGAAAGUCCUAAAUGUAAUUUUUAUUUUUGAAAUGCAAUAAACCAGUGGUUUCCAAACUUUUCUCACCUGUGCCCCCCCCCCCCCAUGUUCCUAAUAAUCUGAUUUCAUAAAUACUAGCCUGGAAUUACAAUUUAUUGAAUGGGUUAGAAAAACAAUACCAUAUCUUGUAAACUAAAAAACAGAACGCCAAAAAACAGAUAUUAUAAUACAAGAUAAUUUUACUACAUUUAAACAUUCAUGCAAAAUUACAGUAAAAAUAGGUGUUUAAAAUACCACAUGAGCGAAAUAUUUAUACAAUAUUAAAAUGAUGGGCAGGAUUGUUUUUGGGGUGCAAAUUUUCCCAAAUAACUGUGUGUCCGUUAAAAAGACAUCAAUGUUUUAGUAAGGGCUAUUAAACCCAAAUGCCAUAGCAAUGAUAUAUUGCUGGUUUUUAUUUUCCGACAUGCAUUUGUUUUGUGUGUGUAAAAAAUGUUUGUAACAGCCGAGUAGCGCCCUUAAAAUUGUUCUAUGCCUCCCUAAAGAGAUGUUAUUGGAAACCACUGCAGUAAACUCUUGACUAUACGACUUGUAAAAGCUUGAAAAAGAUAAAUGUUGGAAAAGGCCGUGUAGACCGAAUAAUUUUCGUUAUAAUGAACAGUUAAUUAAGAUUUACGAAUCAGGCUUGCAUUUAAUAUUUUCCCAGCUAUGUAUGUCUUAAAAUGUGUAACAUAUAUUUUUAACCACAUGACAGGAUAGGAAAAAAAAAACAUUUAUAGGAGUCCAACCUACCUUCCCACCACACUGGUCAGAUAGUCCAGAGUUUACCAUUCUGAAAAUGUUCUUAAAUAUGCAGUUAAAUUGUUCCAAGUUAAAAUUACUUUCAAUUCAUUUUUAUGGAUUAAAAUUAAAAUAAACUUUUAUUGCAAAUUUCUUCUUUUUCUCAUUCUGAUCUUAAGCUUUUUUUCAAAAAAUAAAAAUAUAACGUUUCUCAAAAGUUUAGAAUGGCUGAUGUUCAGAUUAUUAGAAGUAAAUUAGUCUAUUGUUCGAUGCAAUUCCGCGAGUGCUUUGUGUUCUGUAAUGUGAUAAAUUCCAGUAUUUAAUGAAGAAAGAUUGUUUUAAGAAACCUUCUUGUACCAAUUGCAAGGAGUAUGUACUAUUCUCAUUUGUAGGAGAUAUUUCUCAUGCUUUGUACAUAAUAUAAACUGCUAAAUAAAAGAAUUU